CUGCUCCCCCCGUGCUGAAAAGGGACAGGCUGCACGGCAGCCCCGGCAGAGAGAGGAAGCCAGCACAGACCAACCUCCUGCACCCACACCACAACAUGACUUUCACCAGGGUGCUGCACGUCGCGGCUCUGCUCCUGAUGCAAGGGGAUUUUCCAGGAGCUGGCAGUGAAACCGUAACUCUAAGGGAAGGAGAGGACCUAAAUCUCCGCUGCACCCUCAGCAGUGACGAGGGUUCUGCCCGGCAGUGGUUAAACCCUCACGGGUUUGCCAUUUUUCUAAACACCCAGCGGGCUUUAAGAGAUGAGAGAUACAAACUUAUCCGUUAUUCAAAGGAUGAAUUAUCAAUCCAACUAUCUAACAUAACAGUGGACGAUGAAGGCGUAUAUAAAUGCUUCUACUACGGCAUCCCCUUCAAAAGCAAGAACAAGACUGUUAAGGUAUUAGCUGCUCCUUCUAAUCCAGUGCUGGAAGUAUCCCGAGACACAGAAAGCAGCAUUACACUGUCCUGCUAUACCCAAGGAUGUAAACCACAGCCCCAGAUUACCUGGUUGUUGGACAACGGGAUAGAGCUCCCUGGUGACACUAAGCACAAGUUAGAAGCUAAUGGGAAGAAAUGGACCGCAACCAGCACGCUGACAGUCCUCGCCUAUGGGCCCAAUUCAACAGCCAGCUGCAUCGUCCGCCACCAGGCACUAAGAGAAGAGAAGCUGAUGGCAUCCUUCCGGUUUGAGGACCUCCCUAGGAUAGUGACAAAUACAAGUCCUGCACCAGCAGCACUAGAAGUGGAUACACAUGUGUCUGAGAAGAGGGAAUCUACAGUGACCGCAGCAGAGUCAGAUCUGAACAGCAGCACGGCCUCCGCUCCAAGCUACCCACAGCAUACUGGAUCCAAACAACCAACUGUCCCUUCUGCAGUACCAGAGGAUCCAGUAGUUACCAGCUCAGCGUCAACAGCAACCCAGCAAAACCUCCAACCUGAUGUCACAUCUACUUGGUCUGAAGUACCACCAGCUGCAGCAGGAAAGGAAGAAUUGGCUGGAUCGUCAAAUUACUAUGUCCCCAACGGGACUGAAACAGCAUUAAAUGGCAAUGUCACAGAAGAGGAACUUUCCAGGACAGAAGCCCCACUACCAAGUGAAAAUGUAACUGUGAUUUCCAUCAUCACCUUCGAGCAAGAUCUGAAGUCUGAAGGCAUCAAAAAGAGAGAGAGUAAUCUCCUGCUGCCAAUCUUGGUGGCUGCUCUGAUUUUCGUGCUGCUUAUCAUUGUCCUGCUUUUUAUGAGGAAGCUGAAAAAAGCUCAUGGAGUGUGGAAAAGAGAAAAUGAUGUUUCAGAGCAGACACUGGAGAGUUAUAAAUCCAAAUCUAAUGAAGACAGUCCGGGCCACGAGAAGAAUGGACAUGUUGUCAAUCAGAAGUCCAACGUGCAGUAUGUAACAGAAGGAUAUGUGGAAACAACCCAGAAGAAUCCAACAGACAAAAACAUUGCGAUCAGUGAGAAAUUGUUCAGAUGUGGAAAGGAAACAGAUGUGUAGCAAUGGCAAAUCUGUACAAUGGGCAGAAACACCACUGUUCCCUGAUAUUGAUACUACAGCACUCAGAUAUCAAUACGAUUUCAAGGAGCAGAAGUACAAACAGCUACCCUCAACCCAAAAGCCAACUGGGACUUUUCCUUAAACAGUGGGACAGGUAGAUGGGACCGGUGCUCCUAGAAACCUCUUAGCAAUGAACACACUGACUUACCUGUAAUCCUCAGGGGAGUUAACUAACCCCUGCCAGAAAUAGAGCUUCCCAUCUCGGGUCCCAUCAGCAAUUAGGGUCCUGGCAAGGGAACAUGCAACUAGCCCCAAGGACCACAGGAUAUGAAGAUAUUCAUGUGAUGCUUCGGCCAGCUCCUCCGCAAGCGUGGGAGCUGCAAACCAGCUGGGACUUGUAUUACCUCAUUUUUACCCCAAACCUGGACAAUCAGCUGGAUUUAACCAAGCAGGAAAGCACUCUGAUGUCCAAAAUGCUAAAAAAAAAGAAGGUUGUUCCCCCUUGCUAGGACUUUGCCGCGGUUCCUCAGCUGCACCAUGGUAACAUCACGCUCUGCUGUGCAAGACCGCCUCAGCACCAGUCUCCGAGGGGCUCUGACACCAAAGCAUGUGGGUGCUGCAGUCUCCCACACCGCCUCAGCUGCCAGGGGUGUUACUGAGAAUAUGGAAGUCUUCAAAGAAGGGGUUGGCAAAGGUGAAGAGGAUGCGCAAGGGACUCCCCAAAUCCAGGGACAAACUGCAAAUGGGCAAGCUAGGAGAAUC
Messenger RNA from Chroicocephalus ridibundus (black-headed gull), 2294 nucleotides. It is a transcript of the gene CRTAM, whose product is annotated as cytotoxic and regulatory T cell molecule. Gene Ontology annotation, molecular function: signaling receptor binding. Gene Ontology annotation, cellular component: plasma membrane. The transcript is spliced from 13 exons. NCBI's taxonomy places the organism in Eukaryota, Metazoa, Chordata, Aves, Charadriiformes, Laridae. The record is from RefSeq and is a predicted model, not a curated record. Gene Ontology annotation, biological process: cell recognition; detection of tumor cell; positive regulation of natural killer cell mediated cytotoxicity directed against tumor cell target. Bases 96 to 1532 code for a protein of 478 amino acids.